UCCUUUAUUUUAUUCAUAACACCAUUCAGACACUAUAUAUAAGCUGCUCCAUAUAUGCAUAUAUAAAUAAUGGCAAGUCAAAAUGGUGGGAUACCGGAAAAUGUACCAGAAUUGGGACCAGCUGCACCCAGGGAAAGUUUAAUUAGCACUGCUGUGAAGUUUCUUCAAAAUCCACAAACACAAUCCAGUCCGUUGGAUCAGAAAAAAAAGUUCCUAGUAAGCAAAGGUUUGACUGAGAAUGAGAUAGAAAUUGCAGUUUCACGUUCAAAUAUAUCAAGCCAACCCAUCCCAAUCACUCAACUCACUCAAGUUAAUGCUGUUCCUCCAAAGCCAGUUUCAGCAUGGAAGAACAUUCAAGCAUAUUCUUCAAUGGCAAUCGUAAUUGGGGGUUUUGUCUAUGCGUUCUUCACAAUAUAUAAGAAAUACAUUGAACCUUUGUUUAUGAAACAUCGUGGAGAGCAAAGAGAUCAGAUGGUUGAGUUGGAGAUGGGGGUGAAGGAGUUAAAUACUGAAGUAACAAGGAAUUUAAAAUCAUUGGAAGGAGUGAUUGCUGAGAUAAGAGAUGAAGUAAAAGAACAUGCUCAAGUUAUGCAGAGAGUGUCCACACAACUUACUGUGAUGAAGAAUGAGAAUGGUAACAAUGGAAACGACGCAACAAUCCGUGAUUUGCAAGCCCAGAUUUCCUCACUCAAGGGUCUUCUAUUAAACACGAAACAAUUCCCAGCGGCUCCUGUAAUACCAAGUUGGCAGAUCCCAAGUAACAGCAAACCACAGCAAGAUGUCAGGUCGCAUGUUGAGAAUGGUUUAAUGAGUGGACAACCAUCUAAUGGCCGUGUUGAUGAACUUGAAUCACAUGAAACAAAUCAUGUGAACGAUGAGGAAUCAUCUCUUGAAUUAAACCAAUCACGAACUGUGGACCACAAACCUGAUGAUGUGAACUUGCAAGUUGAUGGAAUAUCUCAUACUUCACUUUACAAUAAUUACAAGACACCAAACUCCAGUAUAUCGAGCGAAAUGGCACAAGAUAAAGAAUCGGAACUUGAUUAAUAUCUUAUGCUUUAAUCAUGGGCUUUCAUUAUGCAAUUGUUUUAAUUUUUUUAAUUAUUGUAAGUAUUUCUAUUCAGUAAUUUGAAAUGCCUUUUGUUUAUUGCAAAAACAAGUUGUAAAUUAGUUGCUGAAUACUUUGUUUUUGAGUAUGUAAAAUACAAAUAUAUGGAAACAAUCAAUUAA
Ciona intestinalis (vase tunicate) is the source of this 1230-nucleotide messenger RNA. Lineage: Eukaryota; Metazoa; Chordata; Ascidiacea; Phlebobranchia; Cionidae. The record is from RefSeq and is a predicted model, not a curated record.